UCUUCACUGAAAGAUGGAGACUACACAGCGGUUGUUAUUUUUAGUAACGUUUUUAAUUCAUUGUAUUACCAGUGUGGAAAAUAUUAAUUUAAGAUUAGACCCUUUAGUAGAUUCGAACGCUGGAUUAAUUAGAGGCUUACAUGCUUCUGAUGGCGAUUAUUCCAUGUUUCUAGGCAUACCGUUUGCUAAUGUUAACCAGAGUAAUCCAUUUGGGAUUGCUACACCACAGGAAAAGUUUAGAAAUGUAUUUGAAGCAUAUGAUGACUCCCUUAUGUUAUGCCCACAAUAUCAAUCUUCUGGAAUAAAAAUAGGAGAUAUAAAUUGCUUAUUUUUAAACGUUUACGUGCCAAACUCAGCUAAUUCCCAAAACCGCUUACCUGUUAUGAUUUAUAUUCACGGUGGAUCAUUCACUUCCGGCAGUGGAAGAAUAUCCGAAUAUGGUCCAAAAUAUUUGGUGAAUAAAGGCAUAAUUUUAGUAUCAAUCAAUUAUCGUCUUGGCCCAUAUGGCUUUAUGUGCCUUCACACGCCAGACGUACCGGGCAAUCAAGGCCUGAAAGAUCAGGUAUUAGCUUUUAGGUGGGUUAAAGAUAAUAUCGAAGCAUUUGGAGGUGAUGUUAAUAGAAUAACUUUAUUUGGACGAAGUUCAGGUGGUAUAUCAAUAGAUUUACAUCUAUUAGCUGAACACGACAAUCUUUUCAAUCGUGUUAUAAUGCAGAGUGGAACAUCUUUAGCUUCAAAGGUAUUACAAACACCUGGUAAACCAGAUACAGUAGCUCCUGUAAAGAUAGCUAAUUUUUUGGGUUUUGAAACUGACUCUGUAUCCGAAGCUUUGAAUUUUAUUGCUCAGAUUGAUUCUCAUUUAGUCAUUACAACUGCCAAUACGCUAAAUAUGGUAUUUAAACCAUGUAUAGAGACAGAAUUCAAUGAUAUAAAACCGUUUUUAACAAAACCUUGGAUUAACACAGAAAUUCCGAAAGUAAAAGGAAUGCCAAUACUUAUAGGAUUUAAUAACAAAGAAAGAUCGUCUCAGUAUGUUACAAAAAAACCAGAAUAUUUCGAAAAUUUGAAUAUCAUACAUGAAAAAUUGGACCAGUCUUUCAAUUUUGAUGACAAUGAACUAGCGGAAAUGGAAAAUAUUGUUCAUCACUUUUAUCUUGGUGAUGAAAAAAUAAAUGUAACUGUAAAAGAUGAGAUUGGUGAUUUUGAUUCUGAUUGUACAUAUAUUCACCCAAUUCAAAGAAGUAUUAAACAAUAUAUAGAAAAUUCUGCCGAAAAUAUAUUUUAUUACAUGUUUUCAUAUAGCGGUGGAAGGAAUUUCUACAGAGCACGAAAUAAUGUCACUGGAGAAGGUGCUUUUCAUACUGAUGAAAUAGGAUAUUUGUUUGAUGUAUCAUUUCUUUCUGAAGACAAUGAAAAAGAUAUGCUCAUAUUAGAACAAAUGACAACAAUGUGGACUAACUUUGCUAAAUACGAAGAUCCUACACCAGCUACAUCAGAACUAUUACCAGUCAAAUGGACACCUCUAACAGAAGACAAGUGGAAUUAUUUAAAUAUAGAUUCGGAAUUAUCAAUUAAAUCAAGACCACUUAAAGAAAGGAUGGCUUUUUGGGAUUUAUUCUACAAGUUGAAUGAAGAUGCGCAAAGACAGUUUGAAGGAUAAUAACCAUGUAAAUAUAUGUAUACUAGAUUUAAAUAUUUAUUAUUGGUAUUUUUUUUUAUAUAACAGGGGGCAAACGAAUAUGCGUUUCGCCUGACGGUGACUACCGCCGCGCAUGAAUAACCACAACACCGGAUAAAUUACAAAUAUGCUGCCGGCCUUUUAGAAAGAAAUGUGUAUUUGUCUUUUUAUUUUCUUAUUUAAACUAGAUAUAUUAUUACUGGUAUUCUACAAUUUUCUAAAACUUUUGAAAUUGGUUUUUAUAUUAUUGUUUAUUUUUAAUACAUAUACAAUUUUUUUUUA
Galleria mellonella (greater wax moth) is the source of this 1960-nucleotide messenger RNA. Its product is annotated as acetylcholinesterase-like. The record is from RefSeq and is a predicted model, not a curated record. The coding region runs from base 14 to 1660 and encodes 548 amino acids. Lineage: Eukaryota; Metazoa; Arthropoda; Insecta; Lepidoptera; Pyralidae. The transcript has 3 exons.